Messenger RNA from Drosophila albomicans, 1778 nucleotides. RefSeq names its product programmed cell death protein 10 (gene Ccm3). Gene Ontology annotation, biological process: positive regulation of MAP kinase activity; regulation of Golgi organization. The record is from RefSeq and is a predicted model, not a curated record. Gene Ontology annotation, molecular function: protein kinase binding. The coding region runs from base 289 to 921 and encodes 210 amino acids. The transcript is spliced from 6 exons. NCBI's taxonomy places the organism in Eukaryota, Metazoa, Arthropoda, Insecta, Diptera, Drosophilidae. Gene Ontology annotation, cellular component: FAR/SIP/STRIPAK complex; Golgi apparatus.
UGUGUGUGUGUGAUGUGAAGUGAGCUACGCACGCAAUGGCGAGACACACGAAGUUGGCUGCGAAGCUCAGCUGUUUGUGACAGUUGGCAGCAAGUGUGCUAUCGAUAGAUAGGCCAAUCGAUAGGCAAUCAACAACACUACAAAUCGUGCCCAAUAUCAUCCAAACGCGAGCGAGUUCAGCAUGUGCCAGAUGUUGUUAUAGACGACAGUAACAUAAAUAACAAAGAAACAACGCGCGCCCCUCUCCCCCUCAAAAAAAUAAGCAAACGAAACGAAACGUCUUAGAAAAUGACCAUGGGCGAGCGUGAGCCAACUUCGUCUCUCGUUCUGCCCGUUAUACUGAGGCCUAUUUUCACACAGCUCGAGCGACGCGACGUUGGAGCAGCACAGUCGCUGCGCUCAGCGAUACUCAAAUCGGAGCAGAACAAUCCGGGCUUCUGCUAUGACCUCGUUGCGUCGAUCGUGCGACGCGCCGAUCUAAAUGUCAACCUAAAUGAGGCCGUCUUGCGUUUGCAGGGCAACAUUACCGAGGCAGACCUUAAUGAAUAUCGCUUAACACGCACCGAGGAACCGUUCCAGGAGCUGAAUCGCAAGUCGGUGGCCCUUAAAGUGAUACUCAGUCGCAUACCCGAUGAGAUCAAUGAUCGCAAGACCUUCCUCGAGACAAUCAAGGAGAUCGCUAGCGCCAUAAAGAAGCUGCUCGAUGUGGUCAACGAGAUUGGUUCGUUUAUUCCAGGCGUCACUGGGAAGCAGGCUGUCGAGCAGCGCAAGAAGGAGUUUGUUAAAUAUUCAAAGAAGUUCAGCACAACGCUGAAGGAAUACUUCAAAGAAGGACAACCGAAUGCAGUAUUCAUAAGUGCACUUUUUUUAAUAAGGCAAACGAAUCAAAUAAUGCUGACAGUUAAGAGUAAAUGCGAGUAGAAAAUUAAAUGUUUUAAUUAAUGCAAAACUUAGUGGCAUUUUAAUUUUACGUUUAACUAACAAUCUAACAACACACACACACAACACAAUACAACAAAUACAAGCAAAGAACACAAUAUCCACAAUCUGCAAAGAAACAAAAAUAAAAUAAAACAAACCUGUUGUACUACAAAGAAAAACAAAUUGAUAAAUAGGCCUAAUGUAUUUAAAUAAUUGUAAUCACAACUAAAUUCCAAUGCAAAAAAGAAAACUACAUCUAAAAUUGAACUUGAACUUGAAGAAAACAAAAUGCAAAAGCUAAAAACAUUAGCAAUUAGAAACUGAACACUUUAUUCUUUCGUAUUUUAGUCAAUUGUGCGCGUCAUUUGUUUGUUUUUCUGUUUUUAUUUCAUUUAAUUUACAAUUUAUUGUAAAUAAUUCAUACGUUCUCUGUUGGAUCACACAACAUGCGAGUUUUGUUUUUUGUUUAGGAGAAAAACGCGAACACAAAAUAAAUUUAAUGUUAGUUAAAAGCGAUUAAAAUGAAAACGGAACACAGGAAAUGUACUAUGACAAAGAAAACAAAAACAAAAACAAAAAAAGAAGAGAAACAAUUGAAUUUUUAACUGUUUUUAAUUGUUAGAGUUUGAAAUUGAUAACUAUACAUAUAUAAACAAUACCACUUACUUAAUGAUAUGUUCAAUUUGCAAACAACAAGCGAAAGACAGAAGCAGAGAUCGCCGCUGGCCACAAAGGAGCAAGCGAGCGAAUGAAGAAAAUUAUUUUAUUUUUAAUAAAUGUUAUAUGAGAAAAACAAAACGCAUAUUGUAGAAAUAGUAAAACAAAAACGACAAAUAAAAUGUAUUUAUAUUCCAAAA